Closterium sp. NIES-65 is the source of this 3669-nucleotide messenger RNA. The record is from the annotation of a GenBank genome assembly. Lineage: Eukaryota; Viridiplantae; Streptophyta; Zygnematophyceae; Desmidiales; Closteriaceae.
GAGAUCAUAUCGCGCAAGGAGCUAGAUCAGAAGGGUGGAGCUAGGUGGCUGGCGGCCAUCUAUUUCAAAAACAGCAUUAACAGAUACUGGCGGGCGAGACGAGAGACACAGGGCAUAUCAGACGAGGAGAAGCCAGUGCUGAGAGCGCGGCUGUUGGAGCUAGUAGCAGACGAGAACAGCCAGGUGGCCGUGCAGCUGGCCGUGCUGAUUGCUAAGAUCGCCCGCAUCGACUACCCCAGGGAAUGGUCCGAGCUAUUCCCCACGCUCCUGCAGAAGCUGCAGAGUCAGGACCCUCUGCUCACACAGCGUGCCUAUAUGGUUCUUAAUCACGUACUUAAAGAACUCUCAACCAAGCGCCUGAGUGUGGACCAACGCACCUUUUCUCAGGUGACCAGCCAGCUGUUUGAGCCCACCUGGGCGCACUGGGUGAGAGACACAGGGUCACUGCUGCAGGGCCUAACCGCCCUUGAGGCUGGAGGGUCAGACCCAGCAGCAGCAGCAGCAGGGGCAGGGGCAGCAGGAGGGGCGCUGAUGCUGCUGUGUGAGCGGUGGCUGCUGUGUGUGAAGACUCUUCGUCGCAUGCUCGUGUUUGGCUUCCCUUCUGAUUUCAAAUCCGUUCAGGAGGUUCCGGUACUGGAACAAGUGGUGCCCGCAUUUCUUGAAGCAGCGCAAUCGCUUCUCAACUUCCGCAAUCUCUCCCAGCAGCGCCCAGCCCUGCAACCCCUGCACACCUUCCUCUCCCGCGCCUCAGUCAAGCUACUCAAAACGCUCGUCGCCUCCCACGAGCUGCACCCCUUCUCAUUCGCCUCCAAAAACGUCCUCCUGCCCACCCUCGACUUCUGCUACACACAGAUCACCACCACCAACCCCACCGCCUCCUCCCCCUCCCCAUCCCUCUCCACCCCUCUUGCUGCUGCUACCAGUCCACAAACCCCCGCAACCGCCGCCGCCGCCGCUGCUGCGGCUACUGAUGCGUCCGCCUCCUCUUCAGCUUCCAGCCACGGCCUGUUUCUGAUAGAGUGUAUGCUGUUUCUGCAGAGUGUGCUGCGAUGUGUGGCAUACAAGCAGAACCCCACGGGGCAUGUGGUGGGGGCGGCAGUGGCAUCUGCUGAGGAGAUGAGGGGGAAGCUGUCAGGCAUGGCCCGGCAGCAGCUGCAGGGGUUCUUCUCGCAGGAGAAAGUGGUUACUCUGGGGGAGAGCUCGUGCAACGGCAUGGCGCGGCAGCAGCUGCAGGCGUUCUUCUCGCGGGAGGAAGUGGUUACGCUAACACUGAGACGCGUGCUCGUGCAACGCUACCUGGUGCUGACAGCAGGGGACUUAGAGGAGUGGGGGGCGGAUCCAGAGGUGUUUUAUCACGAGCAGGGCGCCGUGCAGUGGAAGGACAAGCUGCAGCUGUGCCAGUCCUCUCUUUUCCACCUCUCCCUCUUUCUCGCCCUGCCCGAUUCCCUCCUCUGUCUCUUCUCGCAGCUACUUGGUGCUGACAGCAGCGGAUUUAGAGGAGUGGGGGGCGGACCCAGAGCGGAUUUAGAGGAGUGGGGGGCGGAUCCAGAGGUGUUCUAUGACGAGCAGGGCACCGUGCACUACCUGGUGUUGACAGCAGGGGACUUAGAGGAGUCGGGGGCGGACCCAGAGGUGUUCUAUCACGAGCAGGGCGCAGUGCAGUGGAAGGACAAGCUGCGACCCUCCUCGUACCCUCUCCAUCUCUCCCUCUCAUCAUCUGUUUCCCUCCCCUGUCUCGCUGACAGCUAUCUGGUGCUGACAGCAGGGGAUUUAGAAGAGUGGGGUUUGGACCCAGAGGUGUUCUAUCACGAGCAGGGCGCCGUGCAGUGGAAGGACAAGCUGCGACCGUGUGCUGAGGCGCUGCUGUUGUUGUUGUUUGAGCAAUUCAAGGAGGUGCUCUCCCCAGCCCUCAUGAACAUGCUACGGCAGUGCAUAGAGGCAUGCCCCCCGCCUGCUUCCCCUGAUGCCGACGUGCCUGUCACCCCGGCUCUGCUACUCAAGGACGCAUGCUAUGAUGCCGUGGGGGUGGCGUGUUAUGAUCUGCACGAUGUUGUGGACUUCAAGACAUGGUUCACCACAGCACUCCUCCCAGACAUGGCAUGCCGCCACCCCAACGCGCGGAUCCUGCGCAGGCGGGCAGCAUGGAUGGUGGGGCAGUGGGUGGGCAAGGUGGAGGGAGAUCUCUGUGUGCCAGCCUACCAGGCGCUCAUUUCCCUGCUGCCAGAUGAAGACCUCGUGGUCCAGCUCACAGCAGUGUCCUCUCUCCGCACGCUCAUUGACGACGUGCAUUUCUAUGAGGACCAAUUCGCUCCUUUUCUCGACACGGCAGUGCAGCUGCUCUUCCGAUGCCUGCAGCAGGUAUCGGAGUUUGAUUCGCAGCUGCAGAUAGUGAACGUGGUUUCGCUCAUCAUAGAGCGCAUGGGGGAAAAGAUUGUGUCGGAGUUUGAUUCGCAGCUGCAGAUAGUGAACGUGGUCUCGCUCAUCAUAGAGCGCAUGGGGGAGAAGAUCGUUCCUCUGGCCGACAAGAUCCUCUCGUGCUUGCCUCAGGUGUGGGAGCAAUCAGAGGGGCAGCCGCUGCUACGCAUUCAAGUCAUGCAGGCGUUGCAACGCCUCAUCGUGUCGCUCGGCCCGCAGUCUCCGAUCUCCUACCCGCUGCUCUUCCCCAUCCUGCGCUACAGCACCGACAUCUCCCAGCCUGAUGAACUCAAUAUGCUGGAGGACGGGCUUCAGCUAUGGCAAGCCACACUGCGCCAUGCACCAGCCAUGGUACCGGAAUUCAUGACUCUCUUCGCCAACCUCGUGCCCAUCAUGGACCGCAGCUUUGAGCACCUGCCGGUGGCCACAGCAAUCAUGGAGAGCUAUGUGCUGGUGGGCGGGCCGGCGUUCCUGCAGCAGCACGCAGGGAGCCUCGUGUCAAUGAUUGAUGCGGUGGUGGGGAAUGUGAAGGAGAAGGCGAUGCUGCUGGUGGCGGGGCUUGUAGACCUCAUCAUCCAGUGUUAUCCAUCAGAGGCCCCUCCUGCUCUCGAGUCCGUCCUUCAGAAACUGCUGCUGAUAAUCAUCGGACCAACAGAAUACUCUGACCUCGUUAGAGGCACAUGCGCCACAGUGCUCGCACGGGUGGUGCUACAGAACAGCUCCUACUUCGCCCAGUUCAUAUCCGCCGACUCGACUCGCCACCUGCUGCAGCAGCAGUCAGCAGCAAAGGGCAACGCCCCUCCCCUUGCGCUAUUCCUGGAUGCUUGGUUGGAUAAGGUGGACUCUGUCUCAGUUCCAGCGAAGCGGAAACUUUCCACUCUGGCCCUGGCAGUGCUGCUGACGAUGCCUGAGCCACAGAUACUGGAGAGACUCGACCUCAUUCUCUCCGUCUGCACGGGCUCUCUUGGGGAGGACAAUCCCGACAACACGCCGUUGCUGCCAGACAUCUCCACCGUUGGCUACGACUAUGCAUCGGUAUCAGACUCGAUUCAGGGAGGGGAAGGUGCUCCCGUGGAGUGUGAGGCUCUGAGGCGGCGCCAAGUAGCAUCCAUAGACCCCGUGCACCGGGUAGCAGUGGGGCCGUUCUUAAAGGAGAAGCUGCAGGCGUGUGUGGCUGUGCAUGGGGAGCAGCAAUUCCAAGCCGCCAUGGCCCGCGUUCCCCCGCCUAUUGUGUCUCAGUUGCAGCAGCUCUAG